AUGGCCGACUCCUUCACUCUGCCUUUGCGCCCUAUCCCCGAGAAGCGUGAGCGUCCAGAUACCUUGCCUGUGGAGAUCGCGCAAAUCAACAAUCAGUGGGGCUCCUUUCGCGAGGUGAAUGAAGAUGUUCUCCGAAACAGGAUUGCCGAGGAGGAAGAAAAAGAUGGCUUGGACGGGGUAGACGAGAGUGACCAAGAUGCGACCGAUCUUGACUCUACAGAGCGCUUGGAGCAACUGUACAAGCGGCGUGCCGAGAUCACUCAGUUCGCCAUGCAAGCUCACAUGGAAACCAUGUUCGCCCUCGACUUCGUCUCCCUUUUGCUAUCCAAGCAGGCCCCGCGUCAGGCCGAAACCUCCAUGUCGGCCUUCCUCAAGCAAGUCGCACCUCUUGGUUCCCUCAAUGCCGAGGUCGUGAACCCUCCCCCGAAGCCGGAAUCUACAAUCAAAGAUAUAUCAGCGGUAUCAAGGGGAUGGCGGAUCCAAAAUUUCAACGCGGCGGCAAACAAGCUUCUGCAGGCCGCCUCUAGACUUGAAACUGAAGUCGCGUCGGAGACUCGAUAUUGGAAUGAGGUGCUGGCUGUCAAGGACAAGGGGUGGAAAAUUUCUCGUCUCCCGCGUGAAAGGCAAUCGCUAGGCGUGCAAUAUGGGUUCCUCGAAGCCACACCGGUGUUCCGCGACCGCGGCCUUGCUUCCUUACGUCGAGCCGAGGAUGGGGCUUUGUUAUUAGAUGAAGGACUGAUCCCAUCCAAAGCCCGUUUUGUCCGGGUGCGGGUGAUACAGGAUGGCAAGCUUUCGGGAAGAUCUAGACCGACGCGUUCUACCUUCAACGGCAACGCAACGAUUGAGGAUCGCAUUCUGCAAGCGCGUGAUACUGUUUACGAAGAGGAGCUGUUUCAUGAGCUAGUCCGAGAGGCUCGAGCGAUCGCUAGCUUUGGCGUGACGACACGCCAGAAUCUCAUUCAAAUUCCUGCUUCCGAUAACCUCGAAAUUUUACUGGACUUGGUUGAUACUGAUGAAGAUACCUCGCAACCCGAACAUGAUAUCUCACAGCAAGGAACUUCGCUUGCAGAUGGUUUGGCACAUACCAUUCGGAUAUUAUUGGCAUAUGCCCACCGUCAAAACUUGCGUCGUCGGACUAUGCUUCCGCUUCCCCUAACCCCGAAAACGCGACCUGUUCCUGAACAUCAACUUAUUCGCCCGGCUCUAGCUUACAUCAAGCAUAUGUCUGAUGUACGCUGGCUCCAGUCAUUACUCAAGGAUCUCUUCGGUGUUUUGCAAUCAGCAGGGUUGAAACCUCCAGCAUAUACCGCAAGAGUCUUUUCAACAAAGAGGCAGAAACAAACCUCUAGUGCUCCAGUAGUGGAGACCCUCAUUGGACAGUUCCUUACUCCCUUGCUGUCUACCUUCCAUGGGAAGCUUUUGACCCCUCGGGGUUCUUUCUCAAUCGCAAUUCACACCAACCUUUCCUCAACCCCCUUCGGCACCACCUUUGAUGUGUCAUUCAAUAUGCCCAAGUACCCGGACCUUGAGUCUCCUGGUAAACUUUCUCAGAGGGAAGAAGUGGAAGCCGCCAUCAACCACCUCUUGUUGCUGGAUGUUGUUUUUACUAUCUCAUCCAAUAGUGGUUCAUUAAAGUCUGAAAGUGACAAGGACCAAGCGAAAGGCAGCUGGGAAGCGAUUUACCCUCAACAUGGUGAACUUCUGAUCCCUAGCUCCAAAUCAGAAAGCCGAAAAAAGAUGAAGAUUGCUUUGUCCCGUCAUGAACUGUCUGUCGAGAUCUACUCCGUGCGCUGUAUCGACGGGACCGGUCGUGGGAAUUGGGAAAAACCCUCUUCCCACUCAAUGCCACAUAUUUGGAAACCAUCUCCUAUUGCUGGCUCACCCAACCAACCCUCUUUAAUGGAUUUUGUGUCCGCCGCUGUGUCACGGUAG
Molecule: messenger RNA, 1932 nt
Organism: Penicillium roqueforti
Lineage: Eukaryota; Fungi; Ascomycota; Eurotiomycetes; Eurotiales; Aspergillaceae
Product: mediator of RNA polymerase II transcription subunit 17
Exons: 3
Coding region: 1-1932 (643 amino acids)
Biological process (GO): regulation of transcription by RNA polymerase II
Cellular component (GO): core mediator complex; mediator complex
Molecular function (GO): transcription coregulator activity
Source: RefSeq, a predicted model, not a curated record